This is a messenger RNA of Elaeis guineensis (African oil palm), 1543 nucleotides long. RefSeq lists its product as uncharacterized. The record is from RefSeq and is a predicted model, not a curated record. Lineage: Eukaryota; Viridiplantae; Streptophyta; Magnoliopsida; Arecales; Arecaceae.
CUUCUUUUUUGCCUUUCCACCAACUCACAUGUCACCCUCUUCUCCCCAGGCUUCCCUCCUCUCCCAAUUCAAAUUCUACACGAUAUUCUCACUCUUUGACGAUGAUCGAGUGAUGUUAAGUUCCACACAUCCAUCAUUCCUGUUCCCCUUCUUUACUUUCCUCUCCUCAUGAAGUUCUCUUCACCCUCUUCCUCCUCCUUCGACUCUCGCUCCAAUGCUGCUGCAGAUGCUGCCGCAGGCUGCCUGUCGGGAAUUCUGCACCGCAUUCUCUGCGGGAGUCUCCACAGCAGCAAUUUGAGAGAGGGAGAAGAAGCCGAUGAGAUCGAUGCUGCUUUUGGCCGGGUCGAGCAGAAGAGCAUGCGCAGUCCUGGCAUUGUGGCGCGCCUCAUGGGCUUGGAGUCUAUGCCGGUGUAUCCAUAUGCUGCUUCUGAGUUGAUCGGGAGAAGCCGGUCGACGAACUCGCUCGAGAGCUGGCCUGGGUUUCUCUCCGAGAGAAGCCAAAGUCCAGUGGUCCGGACAUCAAUUUCUUUCCGAGAAGUACCGACGUACUUGAGGCAGGAGAAUGAGGACUUCCUGCUUCUGAGCUUCACGCCUGAUGAUAAAGAAGAGACCAUGGGAUCGAAUGGAAUGAGACGUGCGACACGCGUUCGAGAGAUGAAGGAGAGGAAGAGUGAGGACAGGGAUAGAGUGAAGAGGGAAACCAGAAGUAUCGAAGAAAAGAAGAAGAAAAACAGGAGAGAUGAGCAUCGGCACUGUCACAAGAAGAAUGUGCCUCAGAAAAGAAACGAUGAAGUUAAGGACUCAGCGGUCCAUUCUCGAAAGAAGAAUGUUCGUAGGAGGGGCUGUCAAGGUACCAAAGCAGAGGAUUUGAUCAAAUCCACAAAGCACAUAGAAAUGCCAAUUAUGUUGGAAAGAUCCAGCAUUGCGAAAGAAAAGAAGCAGGAAAAUGCUCGAGGGAAAGUGGAAUCGGAAUGCAGCUCCCAAGAUUCCAGCCCUGUUUCAGUUUUAGAUCUUGCAUACACUGAUGAUGACUGCUGUAUCAACAACAAUUCCCCGUCUUCAGAAGAAGAGAAGGAAACAGUGCAGCAGAGCUCAAGAAGAAAGCCAUCAUCAAACUUGGAGAACGUCAGCUGCUUAUCUCCAAGCAUUGGCUUUGCUGCAUUCUCCUCCAAGGAUGAGGGAAUGAGGUCUUUGGAUAAAGAUAGCAAGAGAUCAACGAAGCCGGGACAACCUUGUCCAGAUUUUUCAUACGCUUUGGGAAACAUUUGCAGGCUAGCAGAGGAGGAUCUGAAGAAUUCUGCAUGGAUUUCGAAAGAAAUGUGGAGGUCGGAAGGUGUUGAGGAUAUUGCAGCGGAUCUUGGGCUAGAGAUAUUUGAUCUACUUCUCUGUGAGGUAGUAUGUGAAUUUUCUAACUACAAUGCAUUGUGAAAUUGUACAUGAAAUUUAAAGCUUCCUUUCCCCUGCAAAUUGCUUCAACGAAUAUAUGAACUGAUGCAGAAAAGUUCAUAGUCGAAGUCAUUAUCUCCAGUUAUCAUUUCUUUUU